Messenger RNA from Amblyraja radiata (thorny skate), 1983 nucleotides. Its product is annotated as homeobox protein HMX3-A. Gene Ontology annotation, cellular component: nucleus. The transcript is spliced from 2 exons. The record is from RefSeq and is a predicted model, not a curated record. Gene Ontology annotation, molecular function: RNA polymerase II transcription regulatory region sequence-specific DNA binding; DNA-binding transcription factor activity, RNA polymerase II-specific. Bases 310 to 1212 code for a protein of 300 amino acids. Gene Ontology annotation, biological process: regulation of transcription by RNA polymerase II. NCBI's taxonomy places the organism in Eukaryota, Metazoa, Chordata, Chondrichthyes, Rajiformes, Rajidae.
CAAAGUAUAGGGAGGUGGACUGCCAUCCUUUUUUUCCCCCUUCGGUAAUCCCAUUUGCCAUUGUGCGUGCCCAAUCGCCGUAUACUUUCUGCAUUUAACUUGUAUGACAUUUUUAUUUCAUCAUUAUCAUCUGCCGCCAGAUUGACGCUGAAUGCCUCCUACUUUGUUCCAGAUUGCCGUGGAUUUCCACUGUACCCAUAUGCGAAAGUUUGGGGCGUUUCUCUGAACUCGCGGGAUUCUGACCAACACCACUGUUUUCCUACGAAGCUUCGCGCCGUUCGUGCUGUUUAUGAUCGGAGUCGGGCCACCAUGCCCGAGACAGCAGCUCAGGAGAACCCCACUCCGCCCAAAGAAUCAUCCUUCUCCAUCAAAAACCUGCUGAACUGUGAUCGAAAGCCUUCCAAGCCCAAGACUUUGCUUUCAGCGGUGAAGGGGGUGGUUGAAGGCGCUGCUUUUUCCUUACCUCACUGCAGGGAGCCCGGCUUCCCGAGAUUUGAAAUCCCGGCGCAGAGGUUUGCGCUCCCAGCGCACUAUCUGGAGAGGUCGCCAGCCUGGUGGUAUCCCUGCACGCUGUCACCGGGUGUCCAUCUCCCGAGGACAGAAGCUAUUGAUAAGAGCAGUCUGUGUGCCAGAGACUCCUCACCGGACAGAGACUCCCCGGACUCCCCGGCGCUCAAAAUCGAGGCAGACCGCAAAGGGAAGGAAGAUGCCAAAAGUCUGGAAGAGAUCGUGCUGGAGGAAUCUAGUGACGCCGAGGAACAAAAGAAGGACGACAGUAAUAACGAGGACUGGGAAAAAAGGGCAGAAAGUCCGGAAAGGAAGCCGUGCAGGAAGAAGAAAACUCGCACGGUUUUCUCCAGGAGUCAGGUUUUCCAGCUGGAGUCGACCUUCGACAUGAAGCGCUACCUGAGCAGCUCGGAGAGAGCGGGGCUCGCCGCCUCUCUCCAUCUGACUGAGACGCAGGUUAAAAUAUGGUUCCAGAACCGCCGGAAUAAGUGGAAGAGACAACUGGCCGCCGAGCUGGAAGCAGCCAAUCUGAGCCACGCGGCUCAAAGGAUAGUCCGAGUGCCCAUUUUGUACCAUGAGAGCUCGGCUUCGGAAUCUGGGAGCCCGGGUAACGCUCCGGUCACCCAGCCUUUACUAACAUUCCCACAUCCAGCCUAUUACUCGCAUCCUGUAGUCACAUCCGUACCCCUCCUGCGGCCAGUCUGAUUUUAUUUUAACCUUGAUCUUGCAUUAGUUUUUAUUGUAAGACGAGACCUUGUAGUUUUUAAAUAACGACCCAAAAGACCAGCUGUAAAUUUCCAGGUCGCCCCACAUCCACUAACCUCAUCUGUAUCCCCGUCUAGGUUUAUCAUUUUAUUUAUUUUUCUCUUUUGUUUUGUGGGGUCGACCCAUGUAGAUUUGAGGAAUCGUGCCUACAGGAGGACCCGCUGUAAAUGUUUCAUUUUAUGUUUGUAAGUACUUAAAAGGGGUGGUGAAAAUGUUGUUCCUUAUUAUGGUUUCACGUGCCUGUGCAAUAUUGUACUAUAGAAGUUAAAGCACUGUUUAGAGGAAAAUCAUCGCAAGUUGUGUUGGCCUGGCCGGAGUAACGUGACGAAUAGCACUGGCGAGAGUGAACAUUAUCCGGGUUCUGAAGGCAAGGCGCUUUAACUGAAGGACAAUCAGAAAAAAAAAAGAUUUGGUUUCUUUAUUUAUUUAAGAAAUGUACCGUUUAUGUGGUGACGUAUUUUGAUUUACCUGGAUUGUAAAUUUAUUGACGAAGGUCGUAAGCUUUAGGUUCUAAUAUUUUUGCCAGACAAUACUCUGUGUUUAUUAUUUCUGAUGGUUUCCCCAGAUGUAAAAUAGUUAUUUACUGCGAAAAUAAUGGUGUUCUGUAUGUUUUAGCUAAAAAAAUAAAUAAAAUAUUGGCGUUUUUUGAUAUUGUAAUGCUGAAUUUUGUUGAACAGAUUUGUUGUGAACUAAAAUAAAAUGUGAACAUUC